GUGAGAAACACGCUCAAACGGUCAAACGCGUCUGCUUUCACAUUUGAUCGUCAAACCGAAUCUUUAGACUUCCUUAAUAACUUUUUUUCUUCAUUAUCACUGCAGGGAUGUCGGCAGAAUUUGAGGAUGUCCUAACAAAUCAACCUGUCGUGAUAGACAAUGGCUCAGGAACUAUCAAAGCAGGUUUUGCGGGCCAAGAUCAUCCGAAAUGCUUUUUUCCGUCAUUCGUUGGGAGACCAAAGCAUGUGCGCGUCAUGGCUGGUGCCCUUGAAGGUGAUGUCUUCAUCGGUCGUCGCGCACAAGAGUUCCGCGGUCUUCUCAAAAUAAAAUACCCUAUGGAACAUGGCAUCGUGACUGAUUGGGACGACAUGGAACGGAUAUGGAGUUGGAUAUAUGCUGAAGAGCUUGGGACCCUCAGUGAAGAGCACCCAGUUCUCUUGACGGAAGCGCCGCUCAAUCCAAGGAGUAAUCGUGAUGUAGCCGCUCAGAUAUUCUUCGACACAUUCAACGUUCCAGCUCUCUUCCUCUCCGUACAGGCCGUUCUUUCGCUAUAUUCUUCAGGGCGGACGACUGGCAUAGUACUCGACUCUGGGGAUGGUGUUACACACGCUGUCCCAGUAUUUGAGGGUUUCUCCAUGCCUCACGCAAUUCGAAGAGUGGAUGUCGCCGGAAGAGAUGUAACUGACCAUCUACAGCUACUGCUAAGAAAAUCUGGCCACCAUCUACACACCACUGCGGAAAGAGAAGUUGUUCGGAUAAUAAAGGAAAAGUGCUGUUAUAUCGCGCUAAAUCCUUCCAAAGAGGAGAAGGACACGGUGGGUCGGACUGAAGAGUUCCGUCUCCCGGAUGGAAACCUAGUUCAGCUGGGACCUGAGCGAUUCCGCGCUCCCGAAAUAUUGUUCAAUCCAGAGCUCAUUGGACAGGAAUACGCCGGUGUUCAUCAGGUUGUUGUAGAUUCCAUCAAUCGAGUUGAUUUAGAUCUGCGGAAGAGUCUCUUUUCGAAUAUUGUGCUCAGCGGAGGCAGCACGUUAUGCAAAGGUUUCGGCGACCGUCUUCUCAACGAAAUCAAGAAGUUGGCUUUGAAGGAUAUUAAGAUCAAGAUUUACGCCCCUCCGGAGCGUAAAUACUCGACGUGGAUAGGUGGUUCUAUUCUUGCAGGUCUUGGAACUUUCAAGAAGAUGUGGGUAUCAGCAGAAGAGUAUCAAGAGGAUCCGGAUAUUAUCCACAAGAAGCUCGGCUUCUAAGGCUUCAGCUUUACUGUGUUUCAUCCCCUCUUUGUAGGACUGUAUGCACUAUAUUACCACUGCAUCGAUACCCAACAUAAUCAAUUGAUUUUGCAAUGCUCUUAAGAACGC
Molecule: messenger RNA, 1355 nt
Organism: Suillus fuscotomentosus
Lineage: Eukaryota; Fungi; Basidiomycota; Agaricomycetes; Boletales; Suillaceae
Product: actin-related protein
Exons: 9
Coding region: 108-1244 (378 amino acids)
Source: RefSeq, a predicted model, not a curated record